AACCUAUCGUAUUAUUUCUUCUUUGUGUUGUGCAUUAUAAAUAGACAAUUUAAAAUUCAUAUUUCAUGUGUCCUUUGAAAUUUUUUGUAAAAGAAAAUAAAAAUUUUUAUAAAAAGAUAUAGAUAAAUAUAUAAAAUGGAUGAACUAAGUGAACCUAUGGAUGUGGAAAUGCUUCCAAUUAUUGAUGACAGCAAGAUUGUUGAUUCUGAUCAAACAAAUGUAAAAACAUUUAAUACGAACAAUGUACACGUAUCAGAGGUACAGUUAGAUAACCGUUAUGAAAAUCGUGGUGGUACUUUUAUGACAGGCAUAGAUAUAUUUAGUAAAGAAGAAAAACUCAAAAUGGAAGAGAGAGCUAAGCGUUUUGGAUUAACAGAUAAAAUAAAAAAUAAUCUAUCAAAUCAAGAACAAGAUUUAUAUUCUAGUAUGGGCAUUGUAGAAGACAGUGAAAAUACAAAAAAUAUUAGAUUAAAUGUAAUACAUAUGAGAGGAACUGAAGAAAUGAGUACCAAAGAUGUUUUUAAAUAUUUUGAAGAUUAUGCCCCAGCUUCAAUUGAAUGGAUUAAUGAUGUUUCAUGCAAUGUAGUAUGGUUAGACAAUUUAUCAGCUGCUAGAGCUAUGUUGGGAUUAUCAAAAAGAAUUAUGGGUUUAGAAAAACAAAAAAGUACAAAAACACUUGAUAGUAAUCCUGAUGAAGAAAACAAUGUAGCUAAUGAUGAUUAUACUGUUGAAAUGGUUGAAGAUAAUGAAACUGUAACAAAGAGUAUAGAGGAAGGCUAUAUAAGUAUCAAGGAUAUUAAUUGUCCAUUACCACCUGGUUUAUGGAGGAAGGGUAUAGAUUAUCCUAAAUCUAAAGCAAUAUUUCUUAGAUUUGCUACUAGAGCAGAUAAAAAGCAACCAAAUGCAGAAAAAAUGAGUGAAUAUUAUAAAAAAUAUGGAAAUCCUAAUUUUGGAGGUAUUAAAGGAAUUUUAACUGAGUCUCGAAAACGAAUGUAUAAACAAAUUAGACAAAGUAAAAGAAGAUUCAAAGAAGAGUCACAAGAAGAUGUUAAAGAUAAAAAACGUGUGAAAAAUCCAUGGGGUGCGUUAUCAGAAAGUUGGGGACUUAAUGAUGCUAUAGAAAAUGAAUUUGGUACUAGAAAUGAAUCUAGAGAUCAAGGACGUAGUGUGAAAGAUAGAUUAGGGAUAAAAUAUUCCCAAAAAGAAAUUACACACACUGAAGAACAACAAAGUACUUCAAGUAGUGAUAGUGAAAAUGAAUGGUGUAAAAGAAGUAAAGUAUUACGAAUGCGUAUGCAUGCGGAUGAUGAAGAAAAAAAAAUACACAAACGUCGCGCAAAACUUCGAGAACAAACAAUAUUAAAUAACUUAAGUAAAGGCAAUGAUUUACGAUCGAGGCUCAGCAAAUCAAAAAAAGGAACGCAAUUUCGUGAUGCAAUCCAAGUAGUUGUAACAAAUACAAAUGUAACAAAGUCGAAUUCAUUAAAACUUAAUGAAUCAGAGGAGGAAGAUGGUGAAAUUAUAGAAGAUAAUGAAAGCCAGGAAAAAGAAGAAGGCGAAUGGCAAGGAUCUGAUGUAGAACGAGAAGAAGACGAAGACGAAAAUUAUAGUGAUGAAGAUAGUGACAAACCAGUAAAAGAAGUCCAAGGACCUAAAGGCAGUGUAAUAAAAGUAGUUCAGCAUAAACCUCGUGUUGCUUCUACAGUGUGGGCAAGACUUAACAAUGUAAAAAGCGAAGUUAUUGAUAAAUCUAUCAAAAAUAGGCAAUCAAGAAUACGAGAUCUCAGAAAUACAUUAAAAGGUGAUCUUCGAUCUCGAAUCGGAAAUCAUACAAGAGGUCGUUCUCCUUUAAGGAUAGAAGUGAAAAAUGAUAAAUAUACAGAAGGAAGUGAAACAGAAUAAUUAUCGAUUAGUCAAACAAAUUGUCAUAAAAAAUGUGGAAUGUGGUUGUGGUGUUCUAUUUCAGUG
Molecule: messenger RNA, 1968 nt
Organism: Apis dorsata (giant honeybee)
Lineage: Eukaryota; Metazoa; Arthropoda; Insecta; Hymenoptera; Apidae
Product: nuclear cap-binding protein subunit 3-like
Exons: 8
Coding region: 136-1902 (588 amino acids)
Cellular component (GO): cytosol; nucleus
Molecular function (GO): mRNA binding; RNA 7-methylguanosine cap binding
Source: RefSeq, a predicted model, not a curated record